Molecule: messenger RNA, 816 nt
Organism: Paramuricea clavata
Lineage: Eukaryota; Metazoa; Cnidaria; Anthozoa; Malacalcyonacea; Plexauridae
Source: the annotation of a GenBank genome assembly
AUGAACAGCAGAGCAGUUCAUCUGGACGUAGCGCGGUCAUUGGAGACUGAUGCUUUCAUCCUAGUUCUUAUCAGGUUUUUGAACAGAAGAGGGCACGUGAAAGAAAUACGUUCUGACAAUGGGACAAAUUUCGUCGGGGCUGAACGUGAUAUUCAAGACGCCAUAAAACAGCUGGAUAAAACGAAGCUGACCAGCGAAUUAGCCAUAAGAGGGUGCAAUUGGGUUUUUCAUCCACCAGGAGCCUCACAUAUGUCGGGAGUAUGGGAAAGAUUGGUUCGAACUGUGAAAAGAAGUUUAAAGGCUAUAGUCGGUAAAGAUCUAGUCAACGAGGAAGUGUUGUACACUGUUUUUACGGAAGCUGAACGCAUCGCCAAUUCACGGCCGUUGACACGGAAUCCUGUAAGCGUAAAUGAUGAUGAACCCCUUACACCAAACCAUUUCCUGAAUGUUCGACCUGCUAUGAACCUACCACCCGAGAUUAUUUCUGAGAAUGACAGAUACAGCCGAAAGAAAUGGAGACAAGCACAACUACUUGCAAAUCACUACUGGAAACGAUGGUUACAAGAAUACCUACCGUCAUUGCAAAAAAGAGGGAAAUGGAACCAGCCACAGAGAAACGUACAAGUAAAUGAUCUCGUUCUUAUUGCGGACGAUAACGUACCCAGAAACACGUGGCCUAUGGGACGAAUUGUUGAUGUAUUCCCUGGUAACGAUGGAUUAGUAAGAACUGUUGACGUCAGAGCAAAGAACUCAGUUUACAGACGACCUGUUGCAAAAAUAUGUUUAUUGGAAGCAGCUGAUAACCAAAUUUUAUAA